AUGCAGGGCCUAUCACGAGUCUUUACUGAUAGCCCAAAGGUUGCCCCUUCGGGUAAAGAGCCCAUCGUACGAGUCUAUGCUGGUAGCCCAACUUCGGACAAAGAGCUCAUCGUUGAUGACAUCGUUGUAACCAAUCCCGAUAGCAUUGUUGAAGAUCGGUCAAUCGAUGAAGCUCGUCCUUUGAGAAUUGUUGUCAUUGGAGCUGGAAUUUCUGGAAUUCUCGCCUGCAUUCGAUUCACUCAAAGGAUUCCAAAUGUCGACAUUGUCUUAUAUGAGAAGAAUCCCGACAUUGGAGGCACCUGGUUCGAGAAUAAAUACCCAGGAUGCGCAUGUGACAUCCCCGCACAUACUUAUCAGGCUACCUUUGAGCCCAACAAAGAGUGGUCCACUUUCUACGCUGCUGCGCCUGAAAUUCACGCCUACUGGAAGAAAGUUGCAGCCAAGUAUGGUUGCAUGAAGCACAUCAAAUUAAAGCAGAAGGUUUCAGGUGUUGAGUGGAACGAAGAGACCGCCAAGUGGAGCUUGCAAGUCGAAGAUAGCGACAGCGGCAAAAUCUACGAUGACAAAGCCGAUAUUCUCAUCCAAGCAACCGGUGCCUUGAAUAACUGGGCAUGGCCAAGCAUUCCAGGACUCCAUGAUUUCAAGGGCAAAUUGAUGCACAGUGCUCGCUGGGAGGAUGACUUUGACUACUCAGGCCUCAAUGUUGCUAUCAUCGGCAAUGGCUCAUCCGGCAUCCAGAUCGUGCCUGGAAUGUUACCAAAGGUGACACACAUUGAUCACUAUGUCCGCAGCAAAACCUGGAUCGCGCCCACAUUUGCAAGAGAGCAAAUCGAAAAGCGCCAGAAGGGAAAAGACAACUUCGCAUUUACCGCUGAGGAGAUUGAAGAGUUUAAGACAGAUAAAAACGCAUACCUAGCUUUCCGAAAAGAGGUCGAGCUUGAGUUGCAGUCCAUCCACGGCGCAACUAUGAAUGGCCACCCCAUGCAAUUGGAAGCUCACGACUUCUUCGUCGAAAACAUGAGACGUCGAUUGACAAUCAAGCCUGAGAUGCUGGAUGGUCUUAUUCCUUCUUUCGCUCCUGCCUGUCGCCGUCUAACCCCGGGCCCUGGAUACCUUGAGGCUCUCACGCACGAGAAGGUCGAUUUGAUCUCAAAUGAUAUAGUGAAGGUUGACGAAACUGGUAUUUUCACCAAAGAUGGCAAACACAGACCCGUUGACAUGAUUGUGUGCGCAACCGGUUUCGACACCACUUGCACUCCCCGUUUCCCUAUCAAGGGCCGCAACGGUCUGCUGCUUUCUGAGCGAUGGGAGAAAACUCCCGAGACAUACAUUUCUGUUGCCACAGAUGAAUUCCCAAACUACUUUAUUUCUCUGGGACCAAAUGCUGGUCUUGGAGAGGGAAGUCUUCUUCUGGUAAUCGAGAAAGAGAUAGAUUACUUCACCCAGUGUGUAGCAAAGAUGCAGCGUGAUAACAUUCGCACCAUGACAGUGCGAAAAGAGGCUGUGACCAGAUUUACUAAGUAUUGCGAUGAUUAUUUCAAGAAGACUGUGUUCAGCGGCAAUUGUCGCAGCUGGUACAAGGGUGGUUCUGCGGAAGGACGAAUUACUGCGCUUUGGCCGGGUAAGUUUCAAUAUACCGAUGCCGAUUUGAAUUUCAUGAACGCAUCUAAUAUCUAUCUAUCUACAGGUUCUUCACUUCAUGCGAUUCAAGCAUUCAAAAACCCCCGAUGGGAAGAUUUCGAGUACAGUUACUUCAACGAUAACCCAGCUGGUUGGCUCGGUGAUGGCUGGACUGAGAAUGAGAAGAACAACAAGAUCAAUGUUGAUUAUCUGAAUGAUGAUCGGAUCGAUUUCCCCACUCCUGUCACAUCAAAUCUUUAA
This is a messenger RNA of Penicillium taxi, 1881 nucleotides long. RefSeq names its product flavin-containing monooxygenase. The record is from RefSeq and is a predicted model, not a curated record. Lineage: Eukaryota; Fungi; Ascomycota; Eurotiomycetes; Eurotiales; Aspergillaceae. The transcript has 3 exons. Bases 1 to 1881 code for a protein of 626 amino acids.